CUAAGACGGAGCCGGAUCAGCAGGAGUUAUGGGCAUGGGCAGUCAUACGACGCUCAAUAGCGGAGCAAUCAGUACACUCGGAAUGGGAAGCAUGAGUAAUCUCAUUAAUAGAGCAGGUUCAUUUCUCUAAAGGUGGCACAACAGAGAUGCUAUAGCUGAGAUAUUAGGAGCACCAGAUGGCUCAUUGUCUUUGUCAUUCCUCUAGUGAAGAUACACAUUGGUGGUAUACUUGGCGG
Messenger RNA from Amoebophrya sp. A25, 236 nucleotides. NCBI's taxonomy places the organism in Eukaryota, Dinophyceae, Syndiniales, Amoebophryaceae. The record is from the annotation of a GenBank genome assembly.